Messenger RNA from Trifolium pratense (red clover), 2256 nucleotides. Its product is annotated as pentatricopeptide repeat-containing protein At3g04760, chloroplastic-like. Gene Ontology annotation, molecular function: protein binding. The transcript has a single exon. The coding region runs from base 111 to 1928 and encodes 605 amino acids. NCBI's taxonomy places the organism in Eukaryota, Viridiplantae, Streptophyta, Magnoliopsida, Fabales, Fabaceae. The record is from RefSeq and is a predicted model, not a curated record.
AAUUCAUUUGUAUAUUGUGUUGGAUUGAAUUCAAACCCACUUCUUACCCUAACUUGUGUUGCAGACCCUUAUCCAUAGUAACAUAAAAUAUCCACACACACACACACACUAUGCAGCGGCAGCAACAUAUUUUUCUCCAAACCCCAAUCCAUGAAUCAAUGACAACAACAUUUUCAACUGAAUUCCUCUCAAACACUCUCAAUUUCACCACAAUCAACCCAAAUCGUACUUCAUGGCAUUCAAAACCCAACAAAAUCAUAAUUUCCUCAACCCCAUUCCUAAACGAAGGUAACAACUACCGAAGAAGAAUCAACAAAGAACAAAAAAAAUUCUGGGGCAAUAAUGAAAUAAGACCAAAAACCUACCCAGAUUACGAUCUUACCGACCAAAAUUUCAUGUAUCAACUCAACAAAUCAUGCAAAUUAGCUAAGUAUGAUGAAUCUCUCUAUUAUCUUCAGCAUAUGGUUGAUAGAGGUUAUAAACCUGAUGUUAUUCUUUGUACUAAAUUGUUAAAAGGUUUUUUCAAUUCCAAAAAACUCGAAAAAGCUAUUCAUGUUAUGGAGAUUUUGGAAAAAUAUGGUGAGCCUGAUGUUUUUUCUUAUAAUGCUGUUAUAAGUGGGUUUUGUAAAGCUGAUAGAAUUGAUGAUGCUAAUAAGGUGCUUGAUAGAAUGAAAAAGAGAGGUUUUUUACCUGAUGUUGUUACUUAUAAUAUUCUCAUUGGGAAUCUUUGUGGGAGGGGGAAACUUGAUUCGGCUUUAGCGGUUAUGGAUCAGUUGUUGAAAGAUAAUUGUAAGCCAACUGUUAUAACUUAUACUAUUUUGAUUGAAGCAACUAUUUUUCAAGGUGGUAUUGAUCAGGCUAUGAAGCUUUUGGAUGAGAUGUUGUCCAGAGGGCUUCGACCUGAUAUGUUUACUUAUAAUGUUGUUGUUAAUGGUAUGUGUAAACAAGGGUUGAUAGAUAGAGCUUUUGAGUUUCUUAGUAGUAUAAGUAAGCAGGGUUGUGUUGCUGGUGUGAGUACUUAUAAUAUUCUGUUGAGGGGUCUUUUGAAUGAAGGGAAAUGGGAAUAUGGGGUGAAGUUGAUGUCUGAUAUGUUGGAUAAGGGCUGCGAGCCGAAUUCUGUGACGUAUAGCACGAUGAUUAGUUCGCUUUGUCGUGAUGGUCAAAUUGAAGAGGCUAAGAGUGUGUUGAAUGCUAUGAAGGAAAGAGGCUUGGCUCCUGAUACUUAUAGCUAUGAUCCAUUGAUUUCUGCUUUUUGCAGAGAAGGAAAAGUGAACGUGGCUAUUGAGUUUUUGGAUGAUAUGAUAUCGGGUGGUCAUAUGCCUGAUAUUCUUAGCUAUAAUUCUAUCUUGGCUUCUUUGUGUAAGAAUGGAUAUGCUAAUGAGGCUUUGAACAUCUUUGAGAAGCUCGGUGAAAUGGGCUGUCCUCCAAAUGCAAGUUCUUAUAAUACACUGUUUGGUGCGUUGUGGAGUAGCGGCGAUAAAAUUAGAGCGUUACAGAUGAUUUUGGAGAUGUUAAGCAGCGACAUUGAUCCUGAUGGGAUCACUUAUAAUUCGCUUAUAUCUUGCUUGUGCAGAGAUGGAUUGGUGGAUCAGGCCAUUGAUUUGUUGGGCGACAUGUUGGAGAGUCGCAAGUGUCAACCGACAGUUAUUAGUUAUAAUACUGUUCUUCUUGGAUUGUGCAAGUUGCAAAGAGUCAUAGAUGCUGUUGAGGUGCUGGCUGCUAUGGUUGACAAAGGAUGUUUACCGAAUGAAACCUCCUACACAUUGUUGAUCCAAGGGAUUGGUUUUGCUGGAUGGCGAAAUGAGGCGAUGGAGCUGGCUAACUCACUUGUUAAUUUGGAUGCUAUUUCAGAAAAUUCAUUCAAACGUUUGUGCAAAACAUUUCCUGGCUUUGAUGCGCACAAGGAGCUCGCAUUAUCAUCAGAAUGAACCAACUUUCUAGCCAUAAAAUUGAUGUAUGCAGGUCUUCUCAAUAAGGUUUUUGUUCAAUUCAAUGAAUACCAACUUACCGCUUGCUCCCAAUUUGUUGUUUAAAGGUUGUUUGAAGUUCACACAAAUAUCAAACGGAUGGUUACUUCUGACAAACAUGUUAUUAUCGAAUAUAUGUUGGUUGCAAUUUGCGUAGAGUUUGUAUUUAAUUGUUACACAAUGACUUGGAAAAGUUGCGGAAAUUUGUACACCAUAGAAAUGUAAUAUCGUAACUUUUUUUGUUGAGGCAAUGGUUUAGAUUUCUGCUUUCUGCAGAGAAAGAAGGAAA